ACACACACUGAUUAACAGAUAAACACCAAAUUGGCGGAGGUGGUUUCAUGUUUUGAGUACAAACUAAAGCCUCAAGAGAGAGUUUGUCAGUUGCUGUGACUUGUCAGUGGCUUUUUCAAACUCACCCAAUUGGUUCGUGGAGCCGACGGGCCCCACCCCCACAGUAUAAAACAACUUCUCCUAGGUUUAGCCACGAGACGAGAGACUGAGAGAAAGACUCGCUUCUCAAUCUCCCUCCCUUUUUCUCUCCACUUUCCCUCUCUUUCUUUCCCUAGGGUUUUGUAUUUUCUCGCUUCCCAAACAGGUUUUCAAAAUGAGCAGCAACAAAGAUACCUUCGACAUGUCCGACCUCGGCUCCUCCCUCCCCGCCGCUGCCGCCGCUCUUAGUGCAGAGGAUCGUGCUGGUCUUGUUAAUGCUCUUAAGAAUAAGCUUCAGAGCUUGGCUGGACAGCAUACUGACAUAUUGGAAACUUUGCCACCUUCGGUCAGGAAGCGUGUUGAGGUUUUGAGAGAGAUACAGGGCCAACAUGAUGAGCUGGAAGAGAAAUAUUUUGAGGAGAAAGCUGCAUUGGAAGCAAAAUACCAGAAGCUUUAUGAACCUCUCUACACAAAGAGAUAUGACAUUGUUAAUGGUGUAACUGAAGUCGAAGGAGUGAAAAAUGAAGAUGCACCAGACCAAGAAGGAGAUAAGGCCACUGAAGAGAAAGGAGUGCCUGACUUUUGGCUGACCGCAAUGAAGACUAAUGAAGUACUUUCUGAGGAGAUUACAGAGCGUGAUGAAGGUGCACUCAAGUAUCUCAAAGAUAUCAAGUGGUGUAGGAUAGACAAGCCAAAAGGAUUCAAGCUGGAGUUCUUCUUUGAUCCUAAUCCGUAUUUCAAAAAUUCUGUCCUGUCAAAAAUAUAUCACAUGAUUGAUGAGGACAAUGAGCCUAUUUUAGAAAAGGCGAUUGGGACUGAGAUUGAAUGGUAUCCGGGGAAAAGCUUGACACAGAAGCUUCUCAAGAAGAAGCCAAGAAAGGGAUCAAAGAAUGCGAAGCCCAUGACCAAAACUGAAGAUUGUCCAAGCUUCUUCAACUUCUUUAGCCCUCCUCAGGUCCCUGAUGACGAUGAUGAUAUCGAUGAUGAUACUGCUGAAGAACUCCAAAGCCAGAUGGAGCAGGAUUAUGAUAUUGGUUCAACAAUUCGAGACAAAAUCAUUCCUCACGCAGUAUCAUGGUUCACUGGAGAGGCUGUUCAAGGGGAUGAGUUUGAAGAUUUAGAAGAUGACGAUGAUGAUGACGUUGAUGAGAAUGAUGAUGAUGAUGAUGAGGAAGAAGAGGAAGAUGGUGAGGACGAUGAUGACGAUGACGAUGACGAUGAGGAAGAGGAAGAUAAGGGCAGGAAAAAGCCAUCUGCUGGAUCUAAGGUGUGAUGAUUUAACAGUUAAAAGUGGUAGGGCACAAGGUGCGGAAGGUCAGCAAGGGGAGCGCCCUCCCGAGUGCAAGCAACAAUAGUGACAGUUAUGAAUAGAAGGGCUUGCGUGGGUGGCUUCUGCUUCUUGAGAGUUGAGUGUUUGAUAUUCCUUGGUAUUGUUUGGGGAAAAUCGUUGCCCACCUGGUGCUUUGGGUUUUAUUGCUUCUGUUGGAUGUUUAGGUUGGCCAGUGCUGUCUAUGUCCUAUGAAACCCUAAGUAUAUUUAUUGACACAUUUCUUUUUCAUUGUUUGUUUAUUAAAUAUAGCAAAUGCAACAUGCUUUUAUCAUCC
Messenger RNA from Prunus dulcis (almond), 1742 nucleotides. RefSeq names its product nucleosome assembly protein 1;4. Lineage: Eukaryota; Viridiplantae; Streptophyta; Magnoliopsida; Rosales; Rosaceae. The transcript has 12 exons. Gene Ontology annotation, molecular function: histone binding; chromatin binding. The record is from RefSeq and is a predicted model, not a curated record. Gene Ontology annotation, biological process: somatic cell DNA recombination; nucleosome assembly. Gene Ontology annotation, cellular component: nucleus; chromatin. Bases 314 to 1411 code for a protein of 365 amino acids.